CUGAUUCUCACAUGGCCUCGUAUGCGGAAAACCGGUAUCAGUCUUCUUUUGUCGCUGGCGAAGGGGCGCGUCAGCUUCGAUGACAGCACUGCCGUGUCGUCCCCGCCGGGCAAUUCUCUCACGCCAUUUGCGGCCACUGAUGGUCGCCGAUUAUACCGCUCGGCGUACGGAGGGCGGCGUAAACGGUCGUGCGUUGAGACUUGACAAAUCGCCGUCCCCCCCUUCGCAAGU
Periconia digitata is the source of this 231-nucleotide messenger RNA. NCBI's taxonomy places the organism in Eukaryota, Fungi, Ascomycota, Dothideomycetes, Pleosporales, Periconiaceae. The record is from the annotation of a GenBank genome assembly.